AGAAAAAUGAAUUUAGUUGUGUGCUAUUAAUAAGGUUUUUGCUUAAAAGAUGGAGGAACCUCCUUCAACUACCUCAACUCAGAUGGACGAAUUACAAGUGGAUUCUGAAAAUCAGCUGAAAACGUCAGCUGCGCAUUCAAAAUGGACGAAACAAUCGAUAUUGAAGUUGUUUACAGGUUUUUUCCGAAAAAAGAAAACAAUUGAGAAAACAAGUGAAUCAGUGCUACAGGAGUUACUACAGCCAACAAGGUACAAACCAAAUGAUCUCGAACAGAUAAGUUUGGAGACCAAAUUUACCAAGAACGAAGUAAAAUUCUUGUACAGAGCAUUCAAAACAGAAUGUCCAAACGGAAUAAUUGAUGAAGAAACAUUUAAAGAAGUUUACGAGAAAAUAUUCCCAAUGGGGGAUGCUUCCAAAUACGCCCAGAUUGUAUUCCGAGCCAUUGAUAGGAAUAGAACUGGAGGAAUAACAUUUGGAGAUUUUAUGCAAUUCCUCUCCGUGAUUACGAAGGGAACUGACUAUGAGAAAAUACUCUGGAGUUUUCAAUUCUUUGAUAUAAAUCAGGAUGGCAAGAUUACAAGGGAUGAGAUGAUUAAGGUAUCUGAGUCUGUGUAUGAACUGAUAGGAUUUCCUCUAAUAGAAAAGGGUAAACUUGAGUUUGUGGAGAAUAUAUUCUUCAACAUGGAUCUAGAUGGAGAUGGGGAGGUUUCAUUACAGGAGUUUAAGUCCUACUGUGAGAGAAAUGAACAAGUUUCAAGUUCUCUCUUGGUUCUACCUUAGUCUGCUGAUAGCGAUCAGACAAAACUGAACAAACCCGAACUUAUAGCGAUGAGACAAAAAGGAAUUGAUUUGAACUGACCUGAACCGACUUGAACCGACCUGAACCGACCUGAACCGACUUGAACCGACCUGAAUCGAACUGAACCGAUCUGAACCGAACUGAACCGAACUGAACCGAACUGAAUCGAUCUGAACCGAACUGAACCGAUCUGAACCGACUUGAACCAAACUGAACCAAAACCAAACCAAAUCUGAACUAAAUAAGCUCAACUAAAUAAACUCAUCAAAAUCAA
This is a messenger RNA of Eurytemora carolleeae, 1074 nucleotides long. RefSeq names its product calsenilin. The record is from RefSeq and is a predicted model, not a curated record. The transcript has 8 exons. Bases 50 to 781 code for a protein of 243 amino acids. Lineage: Eukaryota; Metazoa; Arthropoda; Copepoda; Calanoida; Temoridae. Gene Ontology annotation, molecular function: calcium ion binding.